AGCCGGUCAGCGGGGCUGCAGUACUCGACUCUGGCGACUUGAUCCUUGCGAAAAUUUUGUUCGUAAAAAAACGAGGAUCCGAAGAUAUUGUUUUCAAAAUUGUGAUGUACUUAUUGAGCGGAGGCAUCGUUGGCAAGAAAUCGACAGAUUCAUUUUCAUACAAGUUUGAAAGGUAGUAGAAGAAAGGAGUGUUGACAGUAUUCGGAUUCAUUGGCGAAGUCGUGAUCGUCCACCGUUGUGGAUCUACAACGUCUUGACGAAACGGUAACGACGACGAAGAUGAUGCUGGGAGAAGUGAACGGUGAAUUUGUUCAUCCCCGGGUAGAGGAGGCCGCGAAAACACCGUUUCAAUCGCACGUCAAGGCUCACAGGGUGGUAAACGGAGACAGUCAUAUCGUAAACGAGAACCCUUACUCGUACCCGGUGUACGAAGACGUAAUCAGACGAUCGAUUGACCAGCCCGAGGAAUUCUGGUCGGAAAUAGCCCAAUACGUUGAAUGGAGCAAGCCGUGGGAAAAGGUCCUCGACGACUCGAAUUCACCCCACACCAAGUGGUACGUCGGCGGCGAGAUAAACGCCUGCCACAACGCCGUCGACCGGCACGUCGCUGCUGGUCGCGGGGACAAAGUCGCCCUGAUACACGACAGUCCGCAGACCUCGACCGUCCGCAGUGUCACCUACAGCGAACUCCUCGACAAGGUCUCUCUGCUCGCCGGGGUCCUCGCCGAUCUCGGUGUCCGCAGGGGCGACAGGGUCGUCAUUUACAUGCCUCUCAUACCCGAGACCGUCAUGGCCAUCUUGGCCACCGCCAGGCUCGGCGCUAUACACUCCGUUGUCUUCGGUGGAUUCGCUGCGAGGGAACUGGCAACCAGAAUCGAUCACGCGGAACCAAAAGUGAUAAUAUCUGCGAGCUGUGGGUUGGAACCGAACAAACUUAUAAAAUACACCGGCAUACUGAGCGAAGCCAUGGACCUGGUUACCGUGGAGAAACCCAAGAGUAUCAUUUACCAGAGACGUAACGUUUGGGAGUCCCCCUUGUCCCGCGAGGAUAUAGACUGGGAUUUGGCGCUAAAAAACAGUAAACCUCAUCCGUGCGUUUCCGUCGAAGCCAACGAGACACUCUACGUAUUGUAUACCUCCGGAACCACGGACAAACCGAAGGGAAUUCAAAGACCCAUAGGUGGUCACAUUGCGUCACUUGUUUGGACCAUGAAAGCCAUUUAUGGAACUGACGAGAAUUCGGUGUGGUGGGCAGCCUCGGACAUGGGCUGGGUCGUUGGCCAUUCUUACAUAUGUUACGGUCCUCUUUUGGCCGGCAUAACCAGCGUCAUGUACGAAGGAAAGCCGGACAGGACACCGGACGCCAGCCAAUACUUCAGAAUAAUCGAGGAGCACCGGGUCAAUGCCUUGUUCACCGUGCCAACCGCCUUUCGGGUCUUGAGGAGAGUUGAUCCCGACGCAUCCCUGGGAAAGAAAUAUUCUACCAAAUCGCUCAAGACAAUAUUUAUAGCGGGUGAGCAUUGCGACCUCGAGACGAAAACGUGGGCGGAAAACGUCUUCAAAGUUCCUAUAUUUAAUCACUGGUGGCAAACUGAGACCGGGCACGCGAUUACCGCCCCCUGUCUAGGCUUAGGUCACAAUCGAGAUCUGCCUCCGUAUACGGCAGGGAUGCCGUUUGCCGGUUACAAUGUUAAAGUUUUGCGGGAAGACGGAAGCCUCGCCGUUCCAAACGAGCUUGGAAGAAUUGUGAUCAAGUUGCCUUUGCCACCUGGUACGAUGUCGAAUUUAUAUUUGGCCCCGGAACGGUUCAGGCAAACUUAUUUCUCAAAGUAUCCGGGGUUUUACGACACGAUGGAUGCCGGGUAUAUCGAUGAGUUUGGAUUCGUUUACGUAACGGCGCGUGACGAUGACGUUAUAAACGUGGCAGGGCAUAGAUUGUCCACCUUUGCCUUGGAGGACGUUGUUCUUGGGCAUCCGGACGUCGUUGAUGCGGCCGUCGUCGGGGUUCCAGAGUCCACCAAAGGCGAGAUACCUCUGUGCUUGUACGUUCUAAGAGGAGACGAUGUGAAGAACGAGGAAAAAGUUAACCUGGAACUAAUAGCACGAGUUCGCAAACUUAUCGGACCGAUCGCUGCCUUCAAACUUGCUGCAUCCGUCGAAGCACUGCCGAAGACGAGAUCAGGGAAAACUUGCCGAAAAUCUAUAGCUGAUUUGGCGAGGUCGAUGCGGAUCCAGAUUCCAAGCACGAUCGAGGACCCGACGGCCUAUACAGGAAUCAUAAUGGCACUUCAAAAACUUGGAUACGCAAAAAACGCACCCGAUCCAGAGUUAUAGAGGCGUGAAAUACAGAGUGUAUCUCGUUAAUCAAGUAAAUCAAAAUCACUUACUUACCUCGUGAUGAAACAUGUUGACGAUUGUAGAUCAAUCGAAUCAAAUUUAAGAAAAAUAAAAUCAUACAAAGAAAAGGAGUAAAAAAGAAUUGAAACUCUAUCGGGACAGGAUAAAUUAGAUGUGUUGACUGGUGUUUUGAUAAAUUUUUAUCCGAAGACAAAACUACUGAACGUUUGUCUUGAAACCUUUUUCUUUCCAUAUAUUUUCAUUCAAUAUUACACAGUCUUCAAUAUCGUUCAUCAUGUAAGAAUCGAAGAUUUUCUCAUCUCACUUUUUCUGCUUCUUUCUCCUACCCCUUUUUCCGCCCGAAAUUUCCGAGCCCGUCGGUUUUUCUUCCGUCUUACGUUUGGGCACGAUAUUCGAUUUCGGAACCAUUUCCGGAUCGGAUUUCGUCGGAAUACUGAAUCCGGGGAUCUGCAAACGAGUUCAAUAACAUCAAAGUAUGAACUAUAAAGUGCGGAAAUGAACACGUGUCUGGAUAUAUAAACAUAGUAACAAGCUGACUAGGAAAUCUCUUACAACUGGCUUCACAAGCUUGAACACAAGCUUCUCGUGCUGAACGUUUGACCGGUCAAGACUCAGCUGGACCACGACUGGAUCGAAGGAAUGGAAAACAAUGUGUUCGAAUUUCUGGCUCUGGUCUUCCUCGUCAUAAAUGAAAUUUACAGGUGAAACUUCGCCUUUUUUACUAAGAUAUAAAGUUCCCUCCAGUCCGUAUUUCGGUAUGAGAAUCUGAAGGGCGUUUUUCCUUACAAAUAACACGUAACCCUCCUCGUUCUGUACUUUCUCUCUGAAAAACAACUAAUCCAACAAAGAAGAAAAAUUAUUCAAUCAAA
This is a messenger RNA of Neodiprion fabricii, 3227 nucleotides long. Its product is annotated as acyl-CoA synthetase short-chain family member 3, mitochondrial. The record is from RefSeq and is a predicted model, not a curated record. The transcript has 12 exons. The coding region runs from base 280 to 2334 and encodes 684 amino acids. Lineage: Eukaryota; Metazoa; Arthropoda; Insecta; Hymenoptera; Diprionidae.